Molecule: messenger RNA, 2275 nt
Organism: Brassica napus (rape)
Lineage: Eukaryota; Viridiplantae; Streptophyta; Magnoliopsida; Brassicales; Brassicaceae
Exons: 2
Coding region: 107-1996 (629 amino acids)
Source: RefSeq, a predicted model, not a curated record
UGCUUAAUUUGUCUAACUGAUAUAUAUGUAUUUCUCUAAGGCGAUGGUGACGGCGACUUUUUGAAUUUAGGGUUGAUGGUGAUUUUCGAUUGGGAUCCGGGCGUUAAUGGGAAUCGACUGGAUCUUUAUCAUUAUGAUAAGAUUGGAGGAGGAUGGAAUCACAAGGAAGAAUUGGAAUCAAGGGUUCUCGAAGGAAAACACGGUUUUGACGGGAUUCAAAAUAGGAGGGGGCUACAAUGGGCUGAGAUUUUCACACGAUCUGAGGAGGAGAUCUGGUUUACGGAGUAUCAAUUACGAGAUCUGCGAGGGUUACUUUGUGGGAAAGGAGGGAGCGAUGAAGACCGGUGAGGUAGCACGGAAACGUUUGAAGAUAUCAGUUCCUCACUUCGAUAAUUCAGAAUUGAUCAAGAGUUAUGCGUUGACGUUGGUGGGGAGAUGUAUGAAUCCGGACGAGCAAGAAAUCAAUUCGCUUCUAGUGAUGCUUCCGAAGAUCUGGAAGGUGGAAGAGAGGGUGACUGGUGCUGACUUGGGAAUGGGGAAAUUUCAGUUUCACUUUGAGAAGGAGGAAGACAUUGAGACGGUGUUGGAGAUGCAGCCAUAUCACUUUGAUUUUUGGAUGCUCUCCUUAGCAAGAUGGCAGCCACGGAUGCCAAAGAAUUUCCCAUCGGAGAUUCCGUUUUGGAUCAAGGUGGAGGGUGUUCCGCUUGAGUUCUGGUCUACGGCAACGUUUCAGAGUAUCGGAGAUGCCAUCGGGGAGACAACAGACGUGGAUUUGGAUUAUGGCAAGAUGAGAGUUGUGAUUGAUGGCGCUAAGGAGUUGUGUUUUGAUACUACGGUAGAUUUCAAGGGUGGAGAAUUCUAUGAAGAGGAGGAGGCUCCGGUUCUGCUAAAGUAUGAGAAGUUGUUUGGGUUCUGUAAGCGUUGCUUCAAAUUGUGUCAUGAUGAGGAUAUUUGUCCCUUGAAUCCAAACCCAGUCAAGAAGAAGGAAGCAAAGGCUGACUUGGAAAGCAGGAAGGAGGAUCGGGCAAGGAGCUACAAAGGAGUGGUGAUUAAUGGGGAUGGGAGCAAUCAAGAGAAUCUCAAGGACCAGAGAGGUUACCAUGGGAAAGGAAAAGGUAAAAUGUAUGAAGAACCAGAGAAUCAAUGGGUCAAGGUUCCGGAGAGAGGAAGCAAGAGGCCUUCUACCUAUCGAAACGGUAGCAGAGGUGAGGAGGAAAAAUCAAGGUACAGGAACUCUCGCUGGGAGCAGCCGCGGCAUCAUAUGCAAGAGGAUAGAAAUCGGUAUCAACGUGAUGCAAGGAGGGCCAGAAACCAUAUUGAUGGUGAGCGUGGAGAGCCAAGAGAGGAAGGAGAGGUUGGAGGAGUAGCGAGAGUUCAGAGGGGUUUAAGGAAUGUGGAGAAGCCAACUUUGAGCCUUGUGACUCAGGUGGCUACGCGAGAAUCAAAUGGGAAAACCAAUUCUAUUGAUGCAAGUGCAAUAGCUAUGGAGAAGGAAGGUGAACUAGUGGAGAAGAUGGAGACUAGCAAGAUGGUAACUAGUCUGGACAAGACUGAGGAAGUGAUGGGUCAUGGAGUUGGCGAUGAUGUCACAGAAACAAUGAAGUUUAAUGGAUCUGAGAUAGAUGUGAAGGGCAAGGAAGAGGCUACGGCUGAUGAGGAUGAAUUUCAGGCGCUCACAGAUGGGGAGGUGGAAACGGUCCAAGAGGAUACGAGGGAUCCUAUGGACGUGGAGAAUGAGCAGGGGGGGAUUGGUGAUCAGCGUGUUCAAGCAGAGGAUGAUGAAAAGAAGAAAGGAACACGUAAGGCGUUGUUCAAGAAAACAACAGCGAUCGCAGUGGGGACUUCUAAGAUGAGGUUCGUCCAGGCAGUGCUUUCACCACGAAAGAAUGCUCAUGCUAAGCCAGGCAAGAGACAGGGAGGAGGAGAUGGAGCAAGACAGACAGAGGAUAAGGGUCCUUUAAACCCUAAACCUUCCUCUUCCAAACCGUUUAAUUGAUUAUGUGGAUCAAAUCUCAAGAAGUAUUGUGGUCGGAUAAGUGGUGGGGUUGGGGAGUUUUUCUUUCAUUUUUAUCAAUAAGCUCUAUGAGCAUUUUUUUGUUGUUGGGAGUUGGGGUUUUAUGGCAUUGUUUUGGCCGAUGGGGUUAUGUUUUCCUAGUGCUUUUGGUUCUGGUGUUAUGUUGGAAUAAACUUGGUGCUUUUAUUUUUUCUAUUAUCUCUUCUCGGCCAUGGCUGAUUGGAACUGUGAGUCUUUUGGUAAUGCAUUGGUUUAUCUGGA